AUGCCGAUUCGGCGGCCUUUCACAAUUCAGCUGCUGGGAGCGCUGCUACUCUGUGGAUUGGCUGGAUUUGCAAGCGGUGUGGAAUACUUUCGGCUGGACGCCAACUGCAAAUGGGCGGCCGAUGGCAAGAUCACCAAUUUAAAUGCGGGGUAAGUUGGGCGGGAUUUUGACCAUCCGUACCAGAAGUACAGCGCUUCUAGCGACUUUUGAGUUCCUAAUUUCCCUCCUAUUUCAGCCCAUGCGCAAAUGCCAAGACAGUCAUCCUCAGCGACAAGAUUCUGCUGAUUGUGGUUGCCCAAGACGAUGGGAAAACAGUCCAGUACGGCACGGUCUAUCCCCGAAGCGAAGGUGGAGAUGAAGUCUUUGGCCUGUCGCAAAGUGUGGACUUGUCCCAUGGUAAGGAAGUUGUGAAAAAAUUUUUAUCGUUCUUUCGUUUUCUCUGAAUUUUCGAAAGUUGUAAGCAUUACACUUUUGGAUAACUUUUGAUACUUUUGGAUUUGUUCCAAAUUGGAAAAUUUUUCGAUAGCUGAAUUCUUUGCCUUUUGAAUAGAUCGACUUCUCAUGCUUCUAUCUUUAGUACUUGGUCCCCACUGCAAGAUUGUUCCCACUAACUAUGCCGCUUUUGCUGAUUGGCACACCCUGUACAUUUCGGCCAUAUGCAAGAACAAGGAACAGAAGGAUGUCCACGCCCUCGUCAGAAGCGUCAUCUAUUCCGAGAAGAUCAUCCACACUCCGCCUGGCUUCCUGGUCUAUACCAAUAUCCCUAGCGACAAACUCAUCUCCGGAAUUGGAAUUGGCUAUGUUCAGGGUCGGUUAGCCUGCGAUUUCUUUACGCAUUUUUCAGACGAAGACGUCGUCUUCAACGCCCGAAUCUUGGAAUACAAGGUGGGACAGGACAAGAUUUAUAUGCGAACGUUGAACUCAAUCAACAAGACCGAAGAAUUUAUGGAUACGACCGAAUCUGUGGAGAAUAUCCAACAGUCCGGGCUGCUGAAGAACAGGGGAGUGGUUUUUGCCGUUUAUCCAACGGGAAACGAUGCAAUCCGCUUUUAUACCUAUGAAAAUACUUAUCGAGCGGAUGUUCAAAAGCUUGACGGAUGCCAAGUCAGAAAGUCAAAGCCGGACAAGUCCAUUUUCUUGUGUUAUCCAGAUAAGAGAAUUACGGCCGACAAAAUCGAUGGAGUGUAUACUUGGAGGAAGGAUAAGCUUCUGGAGGAAAUUCUGGACGAGGAAUUUCCGGUUGUAAGUUGUCCUUCUUUGAGAGCUUUGUCAUCGAAAAAUUCUUCUCUCGGCUAUUCUCUUAGGUGUUGAAAAGUUGGAAAAUUUGUGAUGUUUUUGUUACUUUGGGGUUUGAGUUUUUUUUUUUGAACUUUAUCGGAGACGUUAAUAGUUUUUGCGACUUUUAAUAGCUCUUGUAAUUACUGACACAUUUAUUAUCUUUUGACAAUACCUGUCACUGUUCGCAAUUUUGUUUUCCAUUGGAGAUUACAGUUGCUUAUUAAUGUUUUUUUUUUGAUUUCUUUGCCCUCUUGGUAACGUCUUGAUACUUUUUGAUACCUUUUGUUUUCGUUGAUGUUCUUUUCCAGAAAUGCGGAGUCACCGAAGAGGACCGUGAAUUUGAGGAAUGUCGACAGCAGGUUGAAGUGUAAGUUUUCUUAUUGUUAUAUUGUAUAGUAACUUUAGAAAGCAGAAAUGGACGAUCAUUCUCUUCGCCAUGGCCGCCUUUGAGUUUUUGAUCGUUCUGACCACUCUGGUAAUCUUCACUGCCUGCAUUUGCCAUCGCCGCAGAAAGGUCCGAAGACAUCGUAAGUUUAAAGUCUAUCCGCAAAAAAUCAAUUUUUUGAUGGCUUAUAUUUUUUUUUUUGAUCUUUUUAUUUUUUAGGCCGCAAACACGGAAAAGGAAAGGGCAAAGGAAAAGGGAAGGGAAAAGGAAAGGGAAAGGACAAAAGUAAAAGCACUGCAAAGUCGACUAAAGGAUCCAAGAACUCAACGUCGGCAGCCUCUAACAGCGCCGCAGCCGGCAAGAAUACAAAGGAUUCCAAGAAACACGGUUCAACCAACUCCAAGGAUAUGUAG
Bursaphelenchus xylophilus (pine wood nematode) is the source of this 2076-nucleotide messenger RNA. Lineage: Eukaryota; Metazoa; Nematoda; Chromadorea; Rhabditida; Aphelenchoididae. The record is from the annotation of a GenBank genome assembly.